AGAAGUGGAUACAAAACAUUGAGGAGCUUGGACAGGAGAGGGCCGACAUGUCACCUCCUGAGGGAGUAACUCAAGAGGUGUGGAGUGACUGCAUCGCUUAUUGGAGCACAGACAAACAAAAGGCGAGAGCAGCGAAAAAUAAAGAAAGUCGGGGUAAGAUGAAAUUUUUAGGAGGCUGGGGCUCCAAGCCCAUUGUUUCACAUGUUGUCGAAGGGGCUAACCCCGACACAGGAGAACUGCCAACUGCGGUGGAAACUUUUCAAAAGUUUCACCAUAAAGGCAACGAUUGGCGCAACGAGUUCGCGCAACAAGCUUACGAGCAAAUGGUUGAAAUAGCGGCAACUCAACCAGCGCCCACUGCAGAUGAGCCCGAAGAGCCUGCUGUCGAUCCUACACAGUACCCCCGAGACUUACCUGUUAUGACGCAAGUACUCGGGGAACGAUCUCGACAUCUUAGAAGCUUUGGUCAUCUCCCCAGACUGAAGGGAGUUGGGGCCAAAAGAGCACCUGCCACGCAUCCUUCAGCCCAACCGACUGUUACAAUGGAACAGUACGAGGCUUUACAGAAAAAAGUAGAGGAAGCGGAGCAGACAACUCAACAUACGAGGCAGCAGUAUGAGAUACAACAACUCUACCUCAGACGAUUCCAAGAUCAGCUUGAGUAUCUUUCUCGAGCUGUGCCGGGUUUCAACUUGCCUCCCAUGGAUCUUCCACCAUUGCCUACUCCUGGUGCUGGAUCAUCGGCUGCUGGCAGUCUUUGGAUCGUCAUCGCAGCCUCCCGAGACUCAGAGAAACAACGAUGA
Molecule: messenger RNA, 803 nt
Organism: Cannabis sativa
Lineage: Eukaryota; Viridiplantae; Streptophyta; Magnoliopsida; Rosales; Cannabaceae
Exons: 4
Coding region: 48-803 (251 amino acids)
Source: RefSeq, a predicted model, not a curated record